AUGAUCGAAUCAACACAAACAGCACCGGGCGAGGCUGGUCGCCCGUACAUACUUGAAUCGCUGUGCGGUGAAAUCAUUUACAUUCCGCUGUCCAAGUCCGCGACGCGGCUGCUCGUAACCGGCAAGGAAAGCGACAACGCGUUCGCAAUCGUGGGCACUGGCGGAGCACAAGGUGAUCCCAUCGGCUUCCACUACCAUCGGGAAGCACACGACGUGUUCCUUUGUCUAAAAGGCAGCGUCAACGUCUGGGCUGGCGAUCAAUGUCGGACUCUAGGUCCUGGGGAUCUGGCCAGUGUGCCACCCGGCACGAUCCACCAGUACCAGAUCCUGGGCGACUACACGGAAUUUGUGGGGCUGGUUGUCCCUGGCGGUUGGGAGGAGUUCUUCCGCUUCAUCGGAGAGCCGUACUCCGGCCCAUUGUUUCCGCUGGCGGACGAACGCAACAUUUUCGAGGUCCUCAUCCCGAAAUUGAAGGCCGCCGCGGAUAAGUUCGAUAUGAUCCCCGUGAGAGACCAUCCUGCUGUUCAACCGCAACCCUGGCAGGAUGGCCACGAUAACAAACUUCCUGGAGCCUUGGAGCCGUAUUUCCUUCGCGCCGGAACAGGCCUGCGGUAUCUGGUUGGCGGAGUGGUGGUCAGCCCGCUCGUUGGCGCUGCAGAGUCUGCCGGCAGGUUUUCCAUCGCUUGUAUUGAGGGCUCUUCAUGGCACAAGGACCCUGUACUAUCAGAGACUUUCCAAUUUAGCAGUGUUCAUCAUGCCAUUCAAGUGGCGGACGGCCACUUAGAACUGACAAUUGGAGACCAGCAAGCAAACCUGAGUGCGGGUGAGACGGCAUACAUCCCUAAGACGACUUCGUUCAGUCUCCGGAUCGUGAGUAGAUAUAUAAAGUUCUAUACUUUCGUAUCUGGGAACGGCUUGAUAGAACUUCUAUGUCAGCUAGGCCAACCUUACGAUCAGACCAUACCUCCAGAGACGCCAGUGUCAUGGGGUAAGAAGAGAGUGAAGGAGCUUCUGGGGAAAUAUUAG
Exophiala aquamarina CBS 119918 is the source of this 1026-nucleotide messenger RNA. RefSeq lists its product as uncharacterized. The coding region runs from base 1 to 1026 and encodes 341 amino acids. The record is from RefSeq and is a predicted model, not a curated record. NCBI's taxonomy places the organism in Eukaryota, Fungi, Ascomycota, Eurotiomycetes, Chaetothyriales, Herpotrichiellaceae. The transcript has a single exon.